This is a messenger RNA of Mus pahari (shrew mouse), 3129 nucleotides long. It is a transcript of the gene Znf2, whose product is annotated as zinc finger protein 2. Gene Ontology annotation, molecular function: DNA-binding transcription repressor activity, RNA polymerase II-specific. Gene Ontology annotation, biological process: negative regulation of transcription by RNA polymerase II. The coding region runs from base 113 to 1396 and encodes 427 amino acids. The transcript is spliced from 5 exons. The record is from RefSeq and is a predicted model, not a curated record. NCBI's taxonomy places the organism in Eukaryota, Metazoa, Chordata, Mammalia, Rodentia, Muridae.
UGUGCGCGCAGGCGCACUGCCUUCCCGACACGAGGCGGUGAGGUGUUCGCAGGUUCCCAGUACUCUUGCCGAAGGACUCUUGUCCUUCCCUACCAGAGCAGCAUAGGAGGGAAUGGCUGCUGUGUCCCCACCUACCAGAUGUCAGGCAUUGGUGACAUUUGAAGAUGUGGCGGUGACUUUCACAGAUGACGAGUGGAAGCGUCUGGUACCCGUGCAGAGGGCGCUCUACAAGGCCGUGAUGCUAGAGAACUAUGAGAGCAUCAUCUCACUGGGUCUUCCUGUUCCUCAGCCUGAUGUGAUUCUUCAGUUCAGGAGAAGGGGCGAGCCCUGGACGCGGGGUUUUCAUGGAUCUGAGGAGAAAGCAUGGCCAGAGAGUGUCUCUCUAGACUUGGGAACUACGCCAGGGACCCUAGACGCUUCAGAAGGCACACUGAGAGAAAUCCAUAGAAAGCAAAGUUCUCUAUGCCCUAAACAGGAAACCCAAACACUAACAGGUGGGUCGGAACCAGAGAAGGAAAGUCCCAAAGCAAGGACUUGCAAAAAGCCCCUUUCCUUGGAUAAAGGCUUGCAUCAAAUGUCAGCUCCAUCCAAGAAAACCCUUUCUAAACACCAAGACCAGGAAUGUAGUGAGUGUGGGAAGACCUUCUUUGACCAUUCGUCUCUCAUCCGACACCAGAGGACUCACACUGGAGAGAAGCCAUAUAACUGUCCCGAGUGUGGGAAGGCCUUCAGCCACAGAAGCAGUCUCAGUAGACACCUGAUGUUCCACACCGGAGAGAGCCCGUACGAGUGUGAUGCAUGUGGCAAGGCCUUCUUUGAUCGUUCAUCCCUAACUGUGCAUCAGCGGAUUCACACAGGAGAGAAGCCAUUUAAAUGCAAUGACUGUGGCAAAGCCUUCUUCGACCGCUCAUCCCUCACUCGCCACCAGAGAAUCCAUACCGGAGAGAGUCCCUACGAAUGCCAGCAGUGUGGGAAAGCCUUCAGCCAGAAAAGCAUUCUCACCCGGCACCUGCUGAUCCACACUGGCAGGAAGCCUUACAAAUGCAGGGACUGUGGGAAAGCGUUCUAUGGCGUCACCUCCCUAAACAGACACCAAAAAGUGCACACCGGGGAGCCCCGCUACCAGUGCAGCGAGUGUGGCAAAGCUUUCUUUGACCGCUCUUCUCUUACGCAGCACCAGAAGAUACACACUGGAGACAAGCCAUAUGAGUGCAACGAGUGUGGAAAGGCCUUCAGCCAGAGGUGCCGGCUCACGAGACAUCAGAGAGUCCAUACAGGGGAGAAACCCUUUGAGUGCAGUGUGUGUGGCAAAGAGUUCAGCUCCAAGUCCUCAAUUAUCCAACAUCAGAGACGUUACGCCAAACAAGGGAUAGACAGAGGGGGAAGCAUGAGCUAGAUAGCGGGCCUUCCUACAAGCUUGGAAGGUUUCCCUGUCGUCUACAAAGCCAGCAUUUGUUUGUUCUGCCAACUCUGGCCGCUGUCUUCUGCCCAACCUCUGCUCCAGGGUCCAAGUAAAUGGUGCACCUCCUGUGCUACAGAACUAACACGGAGUGCAGAAACUAAACAAUGAAUCUCCACAUUCGAAAUUCUGCACAGAGGCUGCACAUAGCUCAGUGAUAGACUCCCGCCUAGCAUGCAUGAGGAGCUGCAGUUUGAUCCCAAGCACUGCAAAAGAAAGCUGGAGAGAUCAAAGGCUAGAUGUUAGGAGAGAAAUCUGCAGACACAGUGAGAAUAGGCCUGUUAUCACUGCACUUUAAAUAGCUGCAGGCUAUUACAGUUGGAGAAUGUCAUAGUUAUGAGAGAGUUCCAUUUUCUCUAGAAGUUUCUAUAGCUCUUCUGGAGCUUUUUGGCACCCAGACCUUAUUCUCUUGUGCCCCAGUAUUUAGCUCUCCUAGACUAAUAGUAGUGGUAGCACUUACUAAGCACUGAUCUUAGGGUAAAGUCUCAGCAGUGAAUUGUAAAAGGGCUAGGUUGAUUGAUCCUCUCACUAAAUCUGUGAAAUGGAUCCUUUUGCUGUCUGAAUUUCAUAGAGAAGCACACUGAAGUUUAGAGAGAUUAAGUACUAUAGUCUAGGAGACACAAGGUAAAGCUAGGUGUCUUAGUUAUUUCUCUAUUGCUGUGCAGAGACAUGAUGGCCAAGGCAACUUAAAAAGCAUUUGCAGGCCUUACAGUUCCAGGGGGUGAGUCUGUGACCAUCAUCUUGGGAGCAUGAUGACAGGCAGACCCAAUGCUGGAGCAGAACUUAAAUCUGAUCCAUAGUCAGUAGGCCAAGAGAUAGGGAGAGACAGACAGACUGGUCUUGGCACAUUGGUCUUGGCAGGGGCUUUUGAAACUUCAAAGCCCACCCCCAGUGACACACCUCUUCCAACAAAGCCACACCUCCUGGUCCUUUCUAAACACUCCAUCAACCAGGAACCAAACAUUCAAAUAAGUAUAUGAGCCUAUGGGGGCAAUUCUCAUUCAAACCACCGCAUUUCACUCAAGGACAUGGUCAACAACCAGUCCUCACAAUGAAAUAGGCCUUGUUGAAUUUCACAGAUCAGCUUACUGAAGUUUAGAGGGAUUAAGUAAAAUACCCUACAUGACACAAGGACAAACUAGGUCUUCAGUAUGAAUCUGCCUUCAGUAUUUCUACUAUAGAUUAGGCUCUAAAAUUUUGUCUUAUAAUUGACAUACCUGAACUAUCUUCUUAGCUAGAUUGCAAACAUUUGGAGGUGUGAUUUAAUAGGUCUCUGUGUCUUACAGAGUGCCUUGCAAAUAUUAGGUGAUCAAUAAAUGCUUAUCUAAAUGAAUACCAAAGUGUCUCUAUUCAAAACCUGCUUCGGUCCACCUCCUUUCUCUCAGAAUUUUCACAGUCCUGCCUCUUAAUAUACUAGUCAUCUGUCCCAAGUUCUAUUUCUUCCUUCUUCAUUGCUCAUGGUACAGUAACAAGCCUCCUAAAUAAACAAAAACCUGUCACUCUCAUCUGGUGUGUAUGAGUGUCCAUUCAAUCUGUACUGUUGGAGCCCAGCACAUCACCAUGAAUAAGGAAGGGAACGUUAAAGAUAAUUUUAUCGCCUAGGUGCCAUUCUGAUCACUUCUACUUGAGCCAGUAUCCACACCUGAAGGCUACGGAUACAGGCACCUUGA